This is a messenger RNA of Oncorhynchus masou masou (cherry salmon), 1021 nucleotides long. RefSeq names its product protein sel-1 homolog 1-like. Gene Ontology annotation, biological process: ERAD pathway. The record is from RefSeq and is a predicted model, not a curated record. Bases 4 to 486 code for a protein of 160 amino acids. Gene Ontology annotation, molecular function: protein binding. The transcript is spliced from 3 exons. NCBI's taxonomy places the organism in Eukaryota, Metazoa, Chordata, Actinopteri, Salmoniformes, Salmonidae. Gene Ontology annotation, cellular component: endoplasmic reticulum membrane.
GACAUGGACUACGAGACCGCUGUCAUCCACUAUAGGCUGGCCUCGGAGCAGCAGCACAGCGCUCAGGCCAUGUUCAACUUGGGCUACAUGCACGAGAAAGGCCUGGGCAUCAAACAGGAUAUCCACCUGGCCAAGCGUUUCUACGACAUGGCUGCUGAGGUUAGUCCCGAAGCUCAGGUGCCCAUCUUCCUGGCUCUGUGUAAACUGGGCCUGGUCUACACCCUGCAAUACCUGCACGACCUUAACAUGAGUGAGUUGGUCAGUCAGGUGGACCUGGACCAGCUCCUGGGCCCUGAGUGGGACCUCUACCUAAUGACGGUAAUCACCCUGCUGCAAGGCACCGUCAUCGCCUACCGCCAGAGACAACACCAGGCAAUGCCCACGCAGCCUCCUCCUCCCCCAGCCAGGCCUGCUCAGGAGCAGGCCCAGCCGGAGGCCCAACCUGAGGCCCAGGCCCAGCCCGAGGCCGAAGAGGCGCAGCAGUGAGCGAUAGAGAUGGAGUGGGAAGAGGGAAAGGGAAGGUGAUAUCCUCGCCCAUACCCUCUUCUCUGGGGGGGUUGGUGGGGUGGGUAAAGGCAGACUAACUUGCUCCCAUCUUGGGCACCACCUUUUCCCUCCUGACUCCGGGAUGUUGACCACAGACUGUAGGCUACUGAACAGGCCAGACUCGCCCUACUUAACUCUCUGUCUCUGUCAAUGCUCUCAGACCUUCCAAGUUGAAGAAUGAAGAAAGGAAUUGGUGAGAGGGAGAGUGGAGCAGGUUGAUGGACAAGGCCAUGGAACAGAGGCUGUAGAAAAGACAAUAUAGACUCGAAACCUCUUAGUGUGUGACUCAGGGUACCGGCAGCAGAAUCACUUCUCAGAACUAGCCACGUGGGGCGAUCAAGGCAUCUUCUUAAUUAUCGUCCGAUUUGGGAAUGAAACUGUCUUGUUUUGUGCGCUCUAGUUGCGAUUGGGCUUCGGAAACAACAGACAGAUUUUUUUUGCGCUUUUCCUUUUCAGAUUUGAUGUACGAGUUUAA